GACAUGAUAAAAGCUUGUCAUCGUCGCCGCUAUCCAGUUGCCACGAAAUACCGGGAGACUUGUCUAUCGUCGUAAACCACCAUACUCAAUUCCACAUUUUACAUAUCUUCUAUUAAACGGUUUUGCGGUAGCGGCAAGAAAUCGACUGACAAGAUGGCCUGCCCAGUGAGGGAUCCCGCUUCGGAGCAGCUGAACGAUUACAAGAAGAAACUUAAGGGAGAAGCACCCGUAUUAUUAACUGCCAAUGGAGCGCCUAUCGCUGAGAAGAAGGCCAGCCUUACGGUUGGUCCUCGUGGACCCAUGUUGCUGCAAGACUUCGUUUACUUGGACGAAAUGUCACACUUCGCUAGAGAAAGAAUUCCCGAGCGAGUUGUGCAUGCGAAGGGUGCCGGUGCAUUUGGCUAUUUUGAAGUUACCCAUGAUAUCACCAAAUAUUCUAAAGCAAAAGUGUUUUCUAGCAUCGGAAAGAGGACUCCCAUUGCUAUAAGAUGCUCUACUGUUGGUGGUGAAAGCGGUUCUGCCGACACUGUCAGAGAUCCACGUGGAUUCGCCGUAAAAUUCUACACUGAGGAAGGUAUUUGGGAUCUCGUGGGGAACAAUACGCCGAUUUUCUUUAUUAAAGAUCCCCUCUUUUUCCCGAGUUUCAUACAUACACAGAAGAGAAAUCCAGCGACUCACUUAAAGGAUGCUGACAUGUUCUGGGACUUCAUCUCUCUUAGACCUGAGACGACACAUCAAGUUAUGUUCCUCUUUGGCGAUCGUGGUAUUCCCGACGGACAUCGUCAUAUGAAUGGCUAUGGUUCACAUACGUUCAAGCUGGUGAACAGCAAGAAUGAAAUGGUUUAUUGCAAAUUCCACUAUAAGACUAAUCAAGGAAUCAAGAAUAUCUUUGCACAAAAAGCUGCCGAGCUCAGCGCUUCCGAUCCUGAUUACUCAAUCAGAGAUCUUUACAAUGCAAUCGCUAAGGGCCAGUAUCCGACUUGGACAUUUUAUAUCCAAGUGAUGACCGCUGAACAAGCAAAGACCUUAAAGUGGAAUCCGUUUGACUUGACAAAAAUAUGGCCGCACAAGGAAUAUCCAUUGAUACAGGUAGGCAAAUUGGUGCUGGAUCGCAAUCCCGAAAAUUAUUUCGCCGAUGUGGAACAAAUGGCCUUCGAUCCAGCGCACAUGGUACCCGGUAUCGAGCCGAGCCCUGAUAAGAUGCUGCAAGGCCGACUCUUUGCCUAUGGCGACACUCAUAGGCAUCGCUUGGGUCCAAAUCAUCUCCAGCUGCCAGUGAACUGUCCUUACAAGGCGAUUUCCACGAUGCAUUAUCAACGGGAUGGUAACAUGCCGAUAUACAAUCACGGGAACGCACCAAAUUAUUAUCCUAAUAGUUUCUCUGGACCGAAGGAAUGUCCAGCCGCUCGUUCGCCGUCGUUCUAUGUAAGCGGAGACGUGGAUCGUUACGAUCCCGUGGAUGAGGAUGACUUUGAUCAGGCUACUGUUUUCUGGAAGAAGGUUCUCGAUGAACCAGCCAAAGAGAGACUAGUACAGAAUAUGGUCGCAAGUUUACGUAACGCUUCGACAUUCAUCGUCGAACGAGCUGUGCGAAACUUUGCUCAAGUGGAUGCCAAUCUCUCUCAGAGAUUAACAGAUGGCUUGCGCAAGUGUGGAAUAAAUAUUAACGCCUUGGGAAAAUCAGCCAAUUUGUAAAGAGGUUAUAAUCAUCUCUUCCUUUUUGUACCACAACGUACCCGGUUAUCGAAUACGUAACAAAUACGUACUGAAAUACAUAAUUAUGAUACACAUAAUACUUUUUAUUGAUCUAACAUAUUUGUUAAAUUAUUGCCAAAAAUAUUUGUUUCUGCAAUGUAUUGCUUUUACUCGAUGAUAUUUCAUUGUAGAAUUAUCGUUUUAUAAUACUAAUACAAGGGGUAUAGGUGUAAAACUAUUAAUGGUGCCUUUUUAUAUGCAUAAAUCAUUAUAUUGUACUUGAAAAAGACAACAAUCAAACAUUGUUCUACUAUUUGUUAAGAUACUGCGUUUUGCUACAGUGAUUUUUGAAUAUUAUACAUGAAUACCAUUAGAUUUUAAAGAAGGAACGUGUGUUGGGAUUUUUGUAAAUAAAAUUGGAAAUUACUACAAACGAAAAUAUAUUAUACUCCAAUGUUUCUAUACUGUUCCCACAAUGUUUACCUUUGUAUAAAAAGAUACCUGAUUUCGCUUUGACGAAUUCAAGGUAGACGGCAGUGAGUCACGCCGCCAAUUAGGGUAACUUGUAGGACAAAGCCAUUUCAACUCCAUUUAAACUGCAUACAAAAUGUAUCCGCUUUUAUCCGUCGUUCCGGAGUCGAGCUGAGCGUUUCGCGAAGUUCACAAAAGGUGCGCGGUCUCACAGCUGUUUCCAAAUUCGUUCGCGGAUCAUCGCGGGAUGCUGGUCAGCGGACACGCGCGUUCGCAGACAAAUCCAAUGUAUCGGCGGGCCUGAGGGUUGUACGGAAAAAGGGACGGGACUUCUCCUGCGGUGUCUGGCGACCGCAUCGCGCGCGAUUAACCUACGCGAAAUUCCUCCUUUACAGGCUGACCUACUUCUCGUCUUGAAACGCGCUUAAAGUCAGAUUGGCCAGACCUGUGUGCGGAUCAUGCUACGGCCAGUCUUUUAAAUUAUUUAUAUAUUUAUAUCGACACUCAGCAUUAUGCCAGAUAG
Messenger RNA from Mycetomoellerius zeteki, 2689 nucleotides. RefSeq names its product catalase. Gene Ontology annotation, molecular function: heme binding; catalase activity. The record is from RefSeq and is a predicted model, not a curated record. The coding region runs from base 154 to 1695 and encodes 513 amino acids. Gene Ontology annotation, biological process: response to hydrogen peroxide; signal transduction; hydrogen peroxide catabolic process. Lineage: Eukaryota; Metazoa; Arthropoda; Insecta; Hymenoptera; Formicidae. The transcript is spliced from 10 exons. Gene Ontology annotation, cellular component: peroxisome; mitochondrion; cytoplasm.